This is a messenger RNA of Talaromyces amestolkiae, 1320 nucleotides long. RefSeq lists its product as uncharacterized. Bases 1 to 1320 code for a protein of 439 amino acids. The record is from RefSeq and is a predicted model, not a curated record. The transcript has a single exon. Gene Ontology annotation, cellular component: RNA polymerase I complex. NCBI's taxonomy places the organism in Eukaryota, Fungi, Ascomycota, Eurotiomycetes, Eurotiales, Trichocomaceae. Gene Ontology annotation, biological process: DNA-templated transcription initiation.
AUGUCCACCGACACAGUCCUCCCCGAGAGGAAACGAAAACACAAGAACAAAGAACACGAACCGUCCAAAAAGCGCAAAAAUGCCGCUACAACAACAACAGCCUCGGACGACGUUGCAGCAGCGAUACCCUCGACACCAAAGCAGAAUAAUACAGAAAAGACCCGACAAAUCGUUUCGAUCACUGAUGUAACGAAGCAAGAUGCUAGCUCACCAUUCCGCCUCAUCAAUGCGACCAUGUACGUACCGCUUUCGCCUAUAUCGAUUUCUCCGACGCAUGCCUCCGCUUCACUUAUCGCGGAACACUUGGCGCCACUACUCUUGACGUACUACCCCCCAUUCCAGGGCAUUGUGUUGGCGUACUCCAAUGGCUCGAUUUCGGAAACUCCGCCUGUGCCCGGCCAAAUCCAUAGCUCUUCGUCGCAGCCUGAUUUCGAUAAUCCGAAGCCACUGACACUUGCGCUGACUGCUAAUGAGUACGGGGUUCUUUACCUAUAUCUCACUGCGACAUUCUUGGUAUUCAGUCCGCAAAAGGGCCAGGUUCUGGAAGGAUGGGUUAAUGUUCAAUCUGAGGGGUUCGUGGGUGCUAUUGCGCAUAACCUGUUCUCUGUGGGUAUUGAGAGGAAACGAGUGCCCAAAUCGUGGAAAUGGAUUCCGCCGGGUGCGGAUGAUGACGACGUCGAAAAUGCGGCUAGUGAUAAGAAGAAGGGAUAUGUAUCUGCGACGUCGGGUGAUGAGGAUGGUGCUGCUGGUAGCAACAAACUAGCCUUUGACGCUGAAAAGGAACAUUUCACGCCUCUGCCUAAGAAAGUUAGUCGCCAACCUAUCAACCUGCCCGACUCGGAUACGAAUAUGUUCGGAGAAGAAUUUGGUGAAUAUGAUGAGGAGGAAGAUGACGAAGCGUCGAAUGCGACGGGUUACUUCCAGAGUGUCUCUGGGCAUCGUGUUCGCGGGACGAUUCGUUUCCGUGUUCGGGAUGUAGAUGUAAUCCCUGGCGCGGAUCCAGAUCGUGGGUUUUUGAGUAUAGAGGGCACUAUGCUUACGCCGGAGGAAGAAGCAAAACUGGAAGAGGAAGAGCGCAAUGGGCCCCUGCCAGCUUCUAGACAGCGUGAUCCUUAUGCCAUGACUGGUGCAGCGGCUCAGCCUGUUUCGCAUGCUCAGACUUCGCAAGUUGAAGUUGCAGAGGUGCAAUUGCCAGAGACAACAACGACACCAGCAACGGCAAAGUCGGGAUUCAAAGACGAGAAGAAGAAAGAAAAGAAGGAAAAGAAAAAGAGUAAGGACAAAUCAAAGUCCAAAACAUUGGAAGUUAUAGAAUUAUAG